AUGCAGUGUUUGGGUCAUUCCGACUGCGUCGAGCCCUGUUCCUGGCACCAUUUCCAUGUUCCUGGUUCCUGUUCCUGGAUCGUUGCUAACCCUGGUUACCGGAUCAAGGUUACCAAACUUUGCGGACCUGAGCCUUUCACCAAAUAUGUCGUCUUCGGCGUUGUUGCUACUCAACUUACCAGCGCAUACCUCCUCCGCAAUACCUCCAUCCUCGACUGGCGGUUCCUGGCCACCGCGUACCUGAUAGGUGCCACUGCCAACCAGAACCUCUUCCUGGCAAUCCACGAGAUCUCGCACAACCUUGCCUUCAGAUCACCACUGGCGAACCGCCUGCUGGCGAUCUUCGCAAACCUCCCUAUCGGUGUGCCCUACAGUGCUGCGUUUAGACCCUACCACCUUACCCACCACAAGUCCCUUGGUGUCACCGGUCUGGAUACCGAUCUCCCCACCGCACUCGAAGCCUUCUUCCUUGACUCCGUCCUCGGCAAGACCUUCUUCUGCACCUUCCAAAUCCUCUUCUACGCUCUGCGACCCAUGUUCAUCUACAGCCCGCCCUUCACCUCAAUCCAUCUCAUCAACCUGGCCGUGCAACUGAGCUUCGACUACAUCCUGACGAAAUUCACCGGCUCCCUUCAACCCUUCUACUACCUGAUCGCCAGCUCCUUCCUCGCGGGAUCCCUGCACCCCUGCGCAGGCCACUUCAUUGCCGAGCACUACUUCUUCUCAAAGGUCAAGACAGGCGGAACAGAGUCCCUUCUGGAACUGAAGUUCAAGCCACAAGCCAAGACCGAUGGUCCCUCCGUGCUCGACAACCUAUCCCCGCCAGAGACAUACUCCUACUACGGCCCGCUGAACAUCCUCACCUACAACGUCGGCUUGCAUAACGAACACCAUGAUUUCCCUGCUAUCCCAUGGACGAGACUACACAAGUUGCACGACAUUGCAAAGGAGUUCUAUGAGCCUCUUCCUUGCCACCGCAGCUGGGUGUGGGUUAUCUGGACCUUCAUCCUUGAUAAGGAUGUGGGUCCUUGGUGCCGUGUCAAGCGUGCGCAGGGCGGACGUGUUGUCGGCGGUGGAAGUACCGGCAAGACGAAGGCGUCUGCUGGGCGUGGAGGUGAAGGUAUCUCGGCUGCGUCGGCGGGACCGGACGGCGAGGAGAGUGAUGGUUGGAAGGAGAGUGAGAUUCAGUGUUAA
Penicillium argentinense is the source of this 1194-nucleotide messenger RNA. Its product is annotated as sphingolipid delta(4)-desaturase family protein. Lineage: Eukaryota; Fungi; Ascomycota; Eurotiomycetes; Eurotiales; Aspergillaceae. Gene Ontology annotation, molecular function: sphingolipid delta-4 desaturase activity. Bases 1 to 1194 code for a protein of 397 amino acids. Gene Ontology annotation, cellular component: membrane. Gene Ontology annotation, biological process: ceramide biosynthetic process. The record is from RefSeq and is a predicted model, not a curated record. The transcript is spliced from 2 exons.